CAUUAUAAGUUUGAGAAUCAUUGAGUGCUUCGGUUGUGAGCAGAUGUGAGUGAAUUUUCCGGAAAAAAUAAAAGUACAAACAAAAUAUUUGGGUGUGCAAAAUUUUCAAGUAAAAGUAAUCAAAAUUUCCUAGGCCGGUGGAAAUUGGAAUGUGAGUUUCUAUUCAAACUGCUAAGAAGCACGUUGAAGUGAAUAUUCUGGAAACGCAUACGAGAUUCGAACAAAAACUAUAAAAACCCAGCGGGCAUAAAUAAAAACGAAGAAGAAUAUACGAAUGACUUGUGCGUGUAGUUUCAAAAAAUUCCAUUAUCUUCAAUUUUCAUUGUUUAUAUGAAAUGUUGCCUUAAAUUUUCAGUAGAGAAAUGAAAACUGCGACAGCAAAUAGUGUAAAAAAUAAUUAAAAACAACGGAAAGAAUUAAUUGUUGUAAGUUGCAAUAAAAUUGAAUCAACUUAAUUGCAAGCAAAAAAUAUCUAUUUCGCUCUAAAGAAGUGAUUGUGUGAUAUCCAAACAAAGAAAACUAACUACAUCAUAGACUCCACAAAGCGAAGAAUUGAACUGAUUGAAGAGAACAGAAAAAAAAAUUAACUAGAACAAAAAAUCGCCGGUUAACAGUUCGUUUACGCAUGCAGUUUCCUUGUAAUAGAAUUGAAGAUAAAAAGCUAAAUAUUACUCAUUACAAAAUCUUGUACUAAUUACUGUUAAUAUUAUCAAAUUUUUAUAUAAAUAACCACUGUGUAACAGUUCCUUUUUUUGAUAACAUACUAAAGCUUUAUACACAUUCUUCGUGCAUGCUUCCGGAAUUGUUGCUACGCCUACAUUUAUUCCUUGAUGACUUACUGAAAUCAAAGAACGAACUUGUACAGAUUGUCACCGAUUUUACAUUAUUUUCCUUCGAUCAUCUACAUCUGAUAAAACUCAUAGCUAAAAUGUCAACGGCAUUUCUUACCGCCAUAGCGGUCAUAAUGUGCAUCCUAUUUCGUAUACUAAACGUUAACAGUCAGCCGCUAAAACCAAGCGUUUGGUGUUUGGAUCAACAGUUUCUGGAUUGUAUUUAUAAAAUUGCACCAGUACUAAGAGAACCUUAUGUUCCCACGCGCUUAUGGGGUUUUAGUGGUCACGUACAAACGGUGCUGCAUAGCAUAGUAGGCCGUGUGAAAUGUCCUUGGCCAUUGGGCGAACGUGUCUAUCUGUUGCUACAGGAUGGCUCUACACUUACCUAUGAUCUCUAUCAACCGAUAAACGAAGCGGAGGAUGAUGUCACCAUCGCGAUUUGUCCAGGCAUUGGCAACACCUCGGAGAGUGUGUAUAUACGCACAUUCGUACACUAUUCACAAAUGCAUGGCUACAGAUGUGCCGUACUUAACCACAUUGGUGCAUUGAAUAGUGUACAAGUGACAUCGACGCGCAUCUUCAGCUAUGGUCACACGGAUGACUUUUCCGAUAUGGUUAACAAUUUACAUAAGAAAUACCCAAAUAGCCGUAUUGUGGCUGUUGGUUUCAGUUUAGGUGGCAAUCUUGUGACUAAAUAUAUGGGAGAAUUAGCAAAGUCAAAACCGAACACCAUACUUGGUGGCAUAUCGAUUUGUCAGGGGUACAACGCAGAGGAAGGUACAAAGUGGCUUUUGAAUUGGCAAAAUUUCCGCCGCUUCUAUUUGUAUGUGAUGACAGAGAAUGUGAAGAGUAUCAUACUCAAGCAUCGUCAUGUGUUGCUGUCGGACGAAGUGAAAGCACGCCACAAUCUAAACGAACGUGAGAUUAUCGCUGCCGCUACACUGCCAGAAUUAGAUGAAGCUUAUACACGUCGUGUGCACAAUUUCUCGACCACACAGGAGCUGUAUAAGUGGAGUUCAUCACUGCACUUUUUGGACAAUAUCGACAAACCAAUGAUUUUCAUUAAUGCUAAAGAUGAUCCACUAGUGCCGGAAGAGCUUCUGCCACCUAUUAAAGAAUUCGCAACAUCACGCCCCAAUGUGGCAUACAUUGAAUUGGCUCAUGGUGGACAUUUGGGAUUCUAUGAAGGCGGUUUAAUCUACCCUAAUCCAGUUACAUGGCUGGAUCGCACUGUAGUCGCCAUGGUUGGCUCCAUAGUAAUGCUGCAUAUGGAUGCUGUGUCCAGUGCACAAAAAGUUGGUUAUGAAUAGGUGAAACAACAACUUUCACACGCAAAAAUAAGUGGAAAUCACACUUAAAAAAUAAUAUAUUUGUAUGCGAACGAGGAAGGGUCACAGUACAAUUAAGUUCUCUAAGCAUAUACAUACAUACAUUGUAUGAACGUAGGAAAAAUGCACAAACCAUGAACAUUUCCUUUGAUAAAUUUUGUAAAAUUGAAAUGUUUACUUUUGUUGAAUUUUUAAUUCGUAUUUGUUCAUGCAAACAAAA
Molecule: messenger RNA, 2381 nt
Organism: Bactrocera latifrons
Lineage: Eukaryota; Metazoa; Arthropoda; Insecta; Diptera; Tephritidae
Gene: Hydr2
Product: abhydrolase domain-containing protein 2
Exons: 6
Coding region: 791-2143 (450 amino acids)
Biological process (GO): sperm capacitation; medium-chain fatty acid catabolic process; acylglycerol catabolic process
Cellular component (GO): sperm plasma membrane; sperm flagellum
Molecular function (GO): acetylesterase activity; monoacylglycerol lipase activity
Source: RefSeq, a predicted model, not a curated record